Molecule: messenger RNA, 504 nt
Organism: Nymphaea colorata (pocket water lily)
Lineage: Eukaryota; Viridiplantae; Streptophyta; Magnoliopsida; Nymphaeales; Nymphaeaceae
Product: cysteine-rich repeat secretory protein 38-like
Exons: 1
Coding region: 1-504 (167 amino acids)
Source: RefSeq, a predicted model, not a curated record
AUGAGCAGCAACGACUAUAUUAAUAGCCGCUGCAACGUCACUGCCAAUUACACGGGUGGAAGCAAGUUUGAAAGGAAUAUGCACGGGGUCUUCAACAUCUUAACAAAGGAUGCCCCUCCCAGUGGUUUUGCCAACGUUACCAAGGGCAAAGGAUCGGGAAGAGUGUAUGGGCAGGCUCAGUGCAGAGGCGACAUUGAUCCAGAAGGCUGCAACUCUUGCAUCCGUAAUUCCACCCUCGACAUCGUCCAAAAAUACUGCCCCAACGCGAGCGAUGCCAUCAUUUGGUAUGAAAAUUACCAGCUCCGCUACUCCAACACCGACUUCUUUGGUCACCUCAAUGUCGAGGAUUCUGGUAAUUGGUUUUGGAUCAAUGACAAAGUGAAAGAACCUAAUGCCUUCAACCAGAAGUUGGGGAGUCUGCUGAAGAAUCUGGCUUCUCAGGCCACAACAGAGCCGAAUUCAAAGUUCAUGCUUGCGACGGGCAACAUCACAUCCACCGAUUAA